CGUCAACAGACUGUAAUUGCAACAGCUGUUGCGAAAAAUCAAUUUUGCAAAUCCGUCUGUGUCUGUGCACAUAAUUUAUUUAAAACAUAAAAAUGUCCUCUAAUGCUGACUGUUUUAUUGUGCUGCCAGCCAAUACCGAGUCUGGCUCCCUAAUUUUCGGUCGCAAUGCAGAGGACGCUAAAGCAGUAGGCGUGGCAUCGGAAAUUUGCUACUAUGAUGUCAGCGACGUUCUCGAGGGGAAGACUGAUGGUGGAGCUGCUUUAGAGCCGGUGACUGAUGUUGUACGUGUUAUAUUGCAAAAACCGAAGCCCUCCGUUUGGGGCGGAGACUUUGGGGCCAACGAAAGAGGCGUGGCUAUAAGCCUAAGCUGGACUGAUGGGGAACAAGAGUCGACAGACAGUGAUAGCCUACUGGGCACGGACAUUGUGCGGAUAACACUAGCCGAGUGUAAAGAUGUGGAAUCAGCCGUUGACCGUAUUGGAACAUUGGUAUCCAAAUACAGCAAUGACAAUGCCAAGCUGAACUUUAUAGUGUGUGAUCCUACGGCUGCCUGGAUAUUGAGCAGUGCCGGCAAAGUGUGGGCAGCCGAGAAACUGCAAGCCAGCUGGCUGCGUGUGCCUAGUGGUGGGCUAAGCGUUACCACAACUAUUGAUAAGUCGAGUGACGGUCUAGAUACGACCGCUAGCUUUGCGGCUGCCCACGAUGCGGAGGCGCAGGCACCGGAAGCAGAUUGGUGUGGCACCAAGCCAGCUGGCGAUGGCAGCUACACGCAACAGGAUAUGUUCGAGACGUUGCGCUUGGCGAGCGGUGCUGCUUCACGUGCGGCCAAUGUAUCGGUGCUAACUGGAAAGGGCAGCUCCAUUUCGUGUCAUUGGUUCACCGGCACGCCAAAUGCCGCCGAGUCUGUGUUCAAGCCGUUUGUGUUUGCGCCCAAGCCACGUAUUUCGCCGCUGACUCAGGUGCAGGCUGAUACGGAUCAAACAUUGUUGCACAGCUUGCAUGCCAAUCGUAAGCCAGCUGCACUGGAGCAUUUACGUAGCCUGGAGCGUUCCUGUGUCGAUGAAUUGAAUAAUUACUUUUCGAUCCAGGAUUAUGCCAGCGAAGAGCUGGAUGAGUUGCUCAAAGAUUGCGUUGAGGCUGAGGUCAAGUUUUAUCGUUAAAACGAAUCUUUGGGUCCAUCGCCCCUUGCUAAUUAUAAUACAAUGAUAUUCAACUAGCUUGCAACCAGGAUGAAUGCUCUUUCGGACGCACCAAUUCGAUUCGACUUCUUCAUUUCAUAUAUAUAUAAACAAACUAGGUACAUCUUCGAAUUGAU
This is a messenger RNA of Drosophila hydei, 1315 nucleotides long. RefSeq names its product secernin-3. The transcript is spliced from 3 exons. Gene Ontology annotation, molecular function: cysteine-type exopeptidase activity; dipeptidase activity. The coding region runs from base 93 to 1160 and encodes 355 amino acids. Gene Ontology annotation, biological process: proteolysis. The record is from RefSeq and is a predicted model, not a curated record. Lineage: Eukaryota; Metazoa; Arthropoda; Insecta; Diptera; Drosophilidae.